Messenger RNA from Osmerus eperlanus (European smelt), 1562 nucleotides. It is a transcript of the gene drc5, whose product is annotated as t-complex-associated-testis-expressed 1. Bases 158 to 1522 code for a protein of 454 amino acids. Gene Ontology annotation, molecular function: protein binding. Gene Ontology annotation, biological process: microtubule-based movement. The transcript is spliced from 5 exons. NCBI's taxonomy places the organism in Eukaryota, Metazoa, Chordata, Actinopteri, Osmeriformes, Osmeridae. The record is from RefSeq and is a predicted model, not a curated record.
UCCACUCUGGCAAGGCAACGUUAGCUAGACGUGCUCGAGGUAUCGUACAGCACUCCCGUUUUCAAAUUGGCAAGUUUGGCUGAGUUACAAUACUAUACCAGACUAAAACAGAUGGUUAUUCAAAAAAGGUAACAAGGAAGGAGAGAAAGUCACUGACAUGGCUGCAAAAAUUGGGAAAUCUCCUGGCAUGUACCCACCAGUGGAAAAGCUCAACUUGGCAGCAGACCCCAGGAAAAUGCGUAGGAUCAUUGCAGAGGAUCCUGAGUGGUCUCUGGCUGUGGUGCCCCUCUUAUCAAACCUCUGUUUGCAACACAUAGUGAGAAACUUUGAAGACAAGCCCAUUUUAGAAGAGCUUCUCCCUAGUCACAAAGACUAUGUGUUGGAGAGGCUGUCGCCGUCUCUGCCUCUGUGUGUGACGGCCAACCUGAUCAGCGAUGACGGCUAUUGGAAGCGGUGCUGCACGCUGCGAUGGGGCCUGUGCGAUGUCUCCGAAUACAGUCAAAGCUGGAAACGAAUGUUCUUUGAGAGGCACCUAGAGAACCUCAUAGAGCUUUUCAUCCCAGAUGCGACGGACCCAAAGACGGUCUUGAACAUGAUCCCUCUCUGCAGGACCUAUGUGAGGAGGCUGAAUAUCUCCCAGUUGCUGCCCCCCAUCAAGGAGCCCCAGAAGUCAGAAGAAGAUGACAGUUCAGACUCAGCCAGUGACAUGGGCUUGGAUGGGCCUUCCAUGGACCACUUCGACUUUGGUAUCCUGCUGAACAAGCUGACAAACUUAGAGGAGCUGAACCUGGUCUACAGGGUGAAAGGCUGUGGCAUGAACUUCGAAUGGAACCUGUUUGAGUUCACCUACCGGGAUUGUGAGUCUCUUUCCAAGGCCUUAAAGUCCUGUAAAACCUUAAAGGUGCUGAGGCUCCACCAAAGUAAAGUCGAUGAUGAAAAGUGUCGGAUAUUGGUGAACCAACUUCUGGACCACCCCACCCUGAAGGAGCUCAAUCUCUCCCACAACCUGAUAGGGGACAGGGGUGCUCGGGCAAUUGGCAAACUGAUCAACCAGAGCAAGCUGGAGACGCUUGACAUCUAUGACAACAGCAUCCAUGCCCCUGGCGCCCAGGCUCUAGCCCACGCCUUGUCCAAGAACGCCACCCUGCUGUCCCUCAACAUGCGUCUGAACCGCCUGGGGAACGAGGGAGGCCAGGCCAUUGGCCAGUCUCUGCUGAAGAACCACACCCUGCUCCACUUACACCUGGGGAGCAACGAGAUGAGCAAGCCCACCGCUGUAGUCCUGUCUCAGGUCCUGGUUCACAACAAGACCCUCAAGAGCAUCAAUCUCUCCUGCAACAGACUGGGUGUGGAUGGAGGCAAAGUGCUGGAGGAGGGGAUGUCUCACAACACCACGGUCAUGGAAUGUGACAUUCGCCUGACGGAGGUGGGUCAGGAGAGUGAUUACUGCAUCAACCAGGUGGUACGAAACAACCAAAACAGAGCACGCCGAAAACGUGCCCAAGAGAACCACGCUAAGUAAACCUUCAGAGCAUUUGUAUCAAAUACAUAACCAUCUUUAU